Hemibagrus wyckioides is the source of this 855-nucleotide messenger RNA. RefSeq names its product PSMC3 interacting protein (gene psmc3ip). The transcript is spliced from 8 exons. The record is from RefSeq and is a predicted model, not a curated record. Gene Ontology annotation, biological process: homologous chromosome pairing at meiosis; meiotic joint molecule formation; meiotic strand invasion involved in reciprocal meiotic recombination. Gene Ontology annotation, molecular function: recombinase activator activity; double-stranded DNA binding. Gene Ontology annotation, cellular component: condensed nuclear chromosome; DNA recombinase auxiliary factor complex. The coding region runs from base 132 to 773 and encodes 213 amino acids. Lineage: Eukaryota; Metazoa; Chordata; Actinopteri; Siluriformes; Bagridae.
CUGAGGAGCGGGGCGCUAACCGGAAAUGACGUCCUUGGCGCGUCCCACGACGAAAGGCGGCGCGCGAAACUUCAGAGGAAUUAAAACGGGACGAGAUUUGGAGUGUUUUUGUUUGCUAUUGAGGACUGAACAUGAGUAAAAAAGACUCAGGGGCUGCAGACCUCAUCCUGUCUUAUCUGAAUGAGAAAAACAGACCCUACAGCGCUCAGGAUGUGUUCGGUAACCUGCAGAAACAGCACGGACUCGGAAAAACGGCGGUGGUAAAGGCCAUGGAACAGCUGGCACAAGAUGGUCGGAUCAGAGAGAAGGUUUACGGCAAGCAGAAGAUCUACUUUGCAGACCAGUCUCAGUUCGCCGAUGUAAGCGAUGCGGACCUGAAGCAGAUGGACUGCCGCAUUUCAGAGCUCAACAGCCAGGUGGAGGCGGUGAUGCAGAGCUGCAGGCAUCUCGAUGCAGAGCUGAAGGAGCUGAACAGCUCACUGACCACAGCGGAGAUGACCACGCAGAUUAGGGAGCUGAAGGCCGAGUGCGAAGCCUACAGAACCCGACUGCAGAAAAUCAAAUCGGCCACCAAUCACGUCACGCCUGAGGAGAGAGAGAAGGUCUACAAGGAGAGAAGCCUGUACGUGAAAGAGUGGAAGAAACGCAAGAGACUGGCCACUGACAUGAUGGGAGCCAUUCUUGAGGGCUAUCCAAAGAGCAAGAAGGAUUUUCUGGAGGAGGUUGGAGUGGAAACAGACGAGGAACACAAAGUGAAGAUUCCUGACGCCUGAAAGCUGGAAAUCCCGAGACGCUAACGGAGUCACGGAGACGAGACGAGAGGAAGAAGCUACUGAUAUUAUUUAUGAUGUAUAU